AUGGCUCACGAUUCCACCCUUGCGGACGAGGAGGCCCUGUCUGAUCAGAUGUUUGGGCCAAGCAGUCGGUUGAGAGAGUUUGAUUUCACGCUCACUUUUGAGCAAAUAAUUCUAUCCAUUAUCCCCUCUGUGAUCUUUCUUAUGGCUGCACUGCCGCGCCUUUUCUAUCUUUUCCACCGCGCCUCCAGGACCACUUCGGGCCAGUACUACUAUAUUCCAAAAUCGGUCCGAGCGCCCGUCGCAUAUGAGACUGUCGCUGCGUUGGCCAACCUUGCCCUGCACGUCUCCCUGGUGGUAGUAUGGGCCGUUUCAUCCUCGACUGGAAUCCCAACCACCGUUGUCGCCGCUGCAUUGGGACUCUGUGAUGCGAUAAUUAUGGCGGUACUCUCGUGCGUCGAAGAUACAAAGUCUCACAGGCCGUCUACAAUACUGGCUCUGUAUCUUCUCUUUUCGGUGUUUCUUGAUGCAACGCAAGUUCGCACAUUAUGGUUGACUCAGUCCGUCGCGCCUGCAGCAGUCCAGAGCUGUGUCCUUGCGACCAAGCUUACUAUGUUAGUGUUGGAAACGCGAGAGAAAAAGUUCUAUCUGAAGUCCCCUUACAAGGACUAUCCGCCUGAGGCAACAAGUGGCAUCCUCAAUCUAAGCUUCGUCUGGUGGUUGAAUGGGCUCUUUCAAACGGGAUAUCGGAAGCUCAUGGGGGCCCAAGACCUGUUUGAGCUUGAUCCUGGUCUCGCUUCAGAUGCUGCCGGUGGGCGAUUAGAAAGGACGUGGGAAAAAAUUCGCAGCAUCGACAGCAAGUUCGCAUUGCCGCUGGCUUUUAUGCGCACAUUUUGGAAAGAGCUCUUGGCUGUGGUCUUUCCUCGACUGUGCAUGAUAGGAUUUACCUGUUCCCAGCCCUUUCUAAUCAUGACGGCUAUUCGAUAUGUUGAUCAGCCGGGAGGAUCGCAAGACCGCAAUCAUGGUUAUGGCCUGAUCGGAGCCACAUUACUGAUUUACAUUGGCAUUGCGGUAUCGAACGUUCACUACAAACAACGGUUCUCCAGGGUCGUGACAGUCUUUCGUGGUGCCAUGAUUUAUUUAAUUUAUAACAAAACUCUGACUCUUCAAGAUGGUCUCUACACAGGGAGUGCUGCGCUCACCUUGAUGAGUACAGACAUUGACGGGAUAAUCGAGCAUUUAGAGAAUUUUAACGAUGUAUGGGCACGCACAGUCGAGGUGGCUCUUGGUCUAUCAUUACUGGGCAUACAACUCGGGGCCACAUGCGUUGUUCCUUUGGUUUUGAUGUUAGUGUGUCUGGGAGGCCAGAAGAUAGUGGCAAACACGAUCGGAAAGAACCAACAGAACUGGAACCUUCAAAUUCAGGACAGGGUCAAGACUACGUCCUCGGUAUUGGGCUCGAUCAAAGCCACAAAGAUCUCAGGUCUUUCGAACCCGACAACUAAGAAACUCCAGCAACUUCGUGAACAUGAGUUGACCGUUUCUCGCGACUUCUUCAAAGGUAUAAUGUGGCUGAAUGGCAUAGCAACCUUACCUCGAAUAUGGUCCCCUGUUGUUACAUUCAUUAUCUAUGCAAUUCAGGCAAAUAUCAAGAACGGCGAGUCCCUAACCACUGUAAAAGCAUUUACCGCCUUGAGCAUGAUCACUCUCGUCACUACGCCCGCUGAGAAGCUGCUUGCCGUCGUACCCCAGCUGGCGGCGGCAAUGGGAUGUUUCCAACGUAUCCACGAGUACAUGGUGGCAGAAUCGAUAAGAGACAAUCGACUAUAUCAAGGCAAUUUCCUUCCCUCAACAACGUCAGAUUCUUCCUAUAAUGCGGGCAAGAAAGCAAUUACGCUCACGGUCGCCCCGGACCUGAGGGAAGCUAGCAUUGCCGUCGGGUUGAACAAUCUGACGGUUUCGCCUUCACCAAAAGCAACUCCCGCCGCUCUUACUGAUGUAUCCUUUCAAAUAGAACGUGGCAGCGUGCUGGCUGUCGCUGGACCUGUCGGCUCUGGCAAAACAACCCUUCUCAAAGCUAUUCUUGGUGAACUUGACCCUCAAUCGGGAACUGUCUUCGUGGGAUGCAAGAUGAUAUCUUAUUGUAGCCAAGAUCCAUGGCUUCUCAAUACCACUAUCAAGAAAAGCAUUACCGGUCUAGAGGAUCAUCAAGUGGAUGAUAAUUGGUAUCACACGACCAUCUACUCAUGUUGUUUGGAAGAAGACAUACGUCGCUGGCCGGAAGGCGACCAGAGUGAAAUAGGAAGCAAAGGUCUUACUCUAUCCGGAGGGCAGAGACAGAGAGUGGCGUUAGCCCGUGCUGUGUAUAGUCGCCGAGAUAUCGCUCUACUUGACGACGUGUUUAGCGCCUUGGACAUGCGAACACAGGAGACAGUUACCGCUCGACUUUUCUCGCAUGAUGGAGUUUUUCGCCAGCUAGGCAUCACGGUCAUCUUAGCUACUCAUAACCCGCGACUGUUUGCGAUUGCGGAUAAUGUGAUUUCACUAGGCUCAGAUGGUCGCAUGCAGCAAUUUACAACAUCCAAGAACGCAAUUCAAAGUGCAACGCAGCUAUUCGGCAUCGGAGAUGUGAGCCUCGAGCAGCACGCCGAUCCGACCCACAACCAAAUACUGGAAACAUCUUCUGCGACAGCGCACGAACCUAUCCAUGAUAUUGAGGAUCUAGACCGAACCAGACAGAUUGGUGACUUUUCUGUCUACCUUUAUUAUGCCCGAGCAGUUGGCCCUUUGCUUUGUGUCCUGUUCCUUGUCGCUCACGCCUUUCUUGCCUUUGCCGAGAGUUUCCCGCGAGUCUGGCUGAGCUGGUGGACUCAGGCAAACAGCAGUCAGCUCCCACUAUACUUAUCCGUCUACGUUGCUUUUGCACUGGCUGCCUCGCUGCUCAUUAUGAUAUGCAUCUGGGUCGUCUUCCUAGAACUGAUGCCGAGAUCCGCCAUUCGCCUGCAUCAGUUCCUACUGGAUGCCGUAAUCCGUGCACCUUUGUCUUUUUUCGCCUCCACCGAUACUGGCAUUACCCUCAACCGCUUCAGUCAAGAUAUGACCCUGGUAGACCUCGCUCUACCGAUUGCCUUGAUGUCUUUGGGUCAGUCUUUCUUCGGAUGCGUUGCAACCAUUGGCUUAAUCGCCACCGGCUCCGCAUACAUGGCCAUCACGAUUCCCUUAGCCCUUGCUGUUCUCUACGUGCUGCAAAAGAUCUACUUGAAGACCAGUCGCCAGUUGCGGUACCUUGACCUAGAGGCUAAAAGCCCCUUGUAUUCUCAAUUCGUCGAGACUCUUGAGGGACUGCCCACUAUCCGGGCAUUUGGUUGGCAGUCGGCCUCAACUGAUAUGCUCGUGAAACAUUUAGAUGCGUCGCAAAAACCAUACUACAUGCUCAUCUGCGCUCAGAGAUGGCUGAAUCUGGUUUUGGAUCUCGUGGUCAUGGCGCUGGCAGUUCUUGUGGUGACACUGGCGGUCUUAUUGCGUGAUAAAACGAACGCCGGCCUGCUGGGCGUUGCCUUGAACAAUAUCUUAGGUUUCAAUCAGCUGCUGUCUUCCUUUAUCUCUUCAUGGACGCAACUUGAAACUUCCCUUGGGGCCAUCGCUCGGGUCAAAUCGUUUGUUGAGAAUACCCCGUUUGAAUAUCUCGUCGGGGAAGGCCGGCGUCUGUCUGAGGCUUGGCCCGAGAAAGGCGGUAUUGAUAUCCAGGGUGUUUGCAUCAACUAUGCGGACGGCAGUACCGCGCUACGUGAUGUUUCGAUGACCAUUGCUCCAGGCGAGAAGGUUGGUAUUUGCGGUCGGACUGGAAGGUGAGUCUACGCCGGUUUACAUUUCCAUCCAUUUCUCCUCUUUCUAUCAAUCAAUAUCGCACGUCUAAUUCCACCAUCAUUACUCACGAACCUCUCAUCAAUCCAGUGGGAAAAGCUCUCUCAUCCUCGCCCUUCUCCGUCUCGUCAACCCGACCUACGGCAAAAUCCUCAUCGACGGGCUCGACACAAGUAUCAUCUCCCCAGAAACAAUCCGGGAGCGCUUCAUUGCUGUCCCCCAAAACCCUUUCAUCCUUUCAGGCUCCAUCCGAUAUAACGUGGACCUGACUGGCACCGCCAACGACGAAGAAAUUACCUCCGUACUUCAGCAGGUCGGCGUCUGGGAGGCUAUUGAAACCCGCGGCGGUCUGAAUACCAUCCUCAAUGACCAACCUCUAUCACAGGGCGAGCAACAGCUACUAUGUCUGGCUCGAGCGCUACUCAAACAGCGAGCUAGCAGGAGUGGAUGCCAGGUGGUUAUCUUAGACGAGGCGACGAGUAGUGUCGAUGUGGAGACGGAUCGUCGGAUUCAGCGAGUCCUGAAAGAUGUGCUUUCGGAGUGUACAGUUGUGAGUGUUGCUCAUAGGCUAGGUACGAUCAUUGAUUUUGAUCGCAUUGCGGUCUUGGAGGCCGGACGGUUGGUUGAGUUUGAUACGCCGAGUAGGCUUCUGGAGAAGGACGGUCUGUUUCGUAGCAUGUAUGGGAAGUCAGAAGCAUCUACUCCGUAGGUCAGGUAAACGUCCUUAUCUGAUGCUUAUGGAUUCUUUCGCAGUCCCAAUGGUCGUUACUGUUCCUGGAUACACUGUAUUUGGAAUAUGACUAAAGUACUGAGCAUGGCAAUACUAUGGGUCAACUUUGCUACCUCCCCCUGUCGUCCUCGUGGUUUGCCUUCUGCAAACCCAAAAAUUUACUUCAAUGAUCGUAUGUUG
Molecule: messenger RNA, 4711 nt
Organism: Aspergillus melleus
Lineage: Eukaryota; Fungi; Ascomycota; Eurotiomycetes; Eurotiales; Aspergillaceae
Exons: 10
Coding region: 1-3789 (1262 amino acids)
Biological process (GO): transmembrane transport
Cellular component (GO): membrane
Molecular function (GO): ABC-type transporter activity; ATP binding; ATP hydrolysis activity
Source: RefSeq, a predicted model, not a curated record